AUGGCCGAAAAUAACUCUACACCACAUAAACCCAGAUUUACCUCACACCAUAAUAGGGGGUUUUCUGGAAGAGGUAGAGGAGGGUAUCGGGACGACAACAGGCAGAAUUUUUGGGAAGACAAUAGGCUGAAUUUCCGGGAAGACAACAGACUGAAUUAUCGCGAAGAGAACAGACUGAAUUAUCGGGAAGAACCAAGACAGAAUUUUCGGGAAGAUCAAAGACAAAAUUUCCGUGGAGAUCAAAGACAGAAUUUUCGGGAAGACAGCAGGCAGAAUUAUCGAGAAGAACCAAGACCACAUUUUAAAGAAGAUCAGAGACCAAAUUAUAAUAAAGCAUACAAUAAUUUUGGUGUACGGGAUUUACGAGAGCUUUUAAAUCAGAAGCAUCAAGAACAAGAAAAUACAAGUGGACCACCACCAGAUCCACCAAAUAGUUUUCUUAAAGAUCCUACCAGGGAAUCAACAAAUCAACAGAAUCGUCCUGCAAGAAGACCUCAGAAUAAGGAUCAUCAGCAACAAAACAAACAAAUUCCUUCACAAAGAACUUCCGAAUCAGAGAAAAAAGUCCAGUUUGAUGAAGCUAAAUCUCCACAAAAUAAAGAACAUGGGGGUAACAGAAACAGGGAGAAUUUUAGAGGUAGAUCUGGAAGUUUUAGAGGUAGAGGGGCGGGAAGAGGUAGAAGCAACGAAAGAGGAGGAGGAAGAAGCAAAAGCAGUGAUAGAGCAUAUCCGAAAUCUUCAAUAUCCACUGAAGCUAUCAAAAAUCCUGUUAAUAUAAAAGUUGAGUUUACAACUGACACAGGCAAAAGGAAUUGCGUUUUGGAGGAAGACAAGAAGAUUGCUGAUAUCAAACAUGUUCCAGAUCAUAAAUAUGGAAAUGAGAGAAGAGGUGGUUCUCAAGGUAAAGGAAGGGGCAGAGGAGGUAGAGGUAGAGGGCGUGGUAGAGAUUUUUCACGAAAACAAAAACCUCAAACAAAUGAACAAAAUGUAGCAAACGAAGAAGAAAAUGUUGAAACCCCUGAAAAAAAACCAUCUGAAGAACAACAGGAAGCUACCAGUGAAGAUCAAACUCAAAAUGAAGAUAACUACACAGAGGAAAAUCAAAACGAAGAAUACUAUGAAGACGAAUUAGAAGAUAAUGCAGCUGAUAAUGUUGAAGAAAAAUUUGAACCUGAUGCUCAAAGAAAAAUUGAGGUAAUUAAUGAAAACACUUUAAAGGUAAAUAUAGAUAAUAUAAACAGUGGAAACCCUGAAAAUACAAACGGCUCAAAUAAUAAUGAUUUCAUCGAAAAUAAAAGUGAUAAUAGUGCACAAGAUCAAAAUAAGAAUAUUACUGAAUAA
Brassicogethes aeneus is the source of this 1341-nucleotide messenger RNA. The record is from the annotation of a GenBank genome assembly. Lineage: Eukaryota; Metazoa; Arthropoda; Insecta; Coleoptera; Nitidulidae.